Messenger RNA from Aspergillus fumigatus Af293, 612 nucleotides. RefSeq names its product putative RTA1 domain protein. The record is from RefSeq and is a predicted model, not a curated record. The coding region runs from base 1 to 612 and encodes 203 amino acids. Gene Ontology annotation, cellular component: membrane. The transcript is spliced from 2 exons. Lineage: Eukaryota; Fungi; Ascomycota; Eurotiomycetes; Eurotiales; Aspergillaceae.
AUGCAGAGCACAUUGUUGCUGGUAGCGCCUGCGCUAUUUGCUGCCAGUAUAUACAUGGAGUUGGGCCGAAUCAUCCUUCUCGUCAAAGGGGAGAAGUUUGCAAUCAUUCGGGUGACCUGGAUGACCAAGAUAUUUGUUGCGGGAGACGUGCUCAGCUUCCUGAUGCAAGCAUCCGGGGCGGGGAUCUUGGUCACGGACAACCAAAGUAUCGGCGAAAAUGUUAUCGUUGGCGGUCUCUUUGUCCAGAUCAUCUUUUUCGGUUUCUUUGUGAUAAGCGCUUUCGUCUUCCAGCGUCGGAUCACUGCCCAUGCAACUCCCGAGUCCGUCGCCGAGUACAUUCCUUGGAAGAAACAUAUGGGCGCGCUAUAUGCAUCAAGUAUUCUGAUCUUGGUUCGAUCCGUAUUUCGAGUUGCUGAAUACCUUCAAGGCUGGGAUGGUUCAUUGCUGCAGAGCGAAGUGUUCAUAUAUGUACUGGACGGACUUCUGAUGUGGUUCGUCAUGGCUAUCUUUCUGGUUGUUCACCCGAGCGAGAUCAAUUGCCUGUUGGGUCGCGGGAAAAUGAUGACAGCCAAAGGGGGUCUCCAGGUCUGUGAGGCUGCUCCUCCUGUUUAG